AGUAUUCCGACUUGCAUUAUUUUUGAAGCCCUUUUUUUCUUUCUCAUUUUUCCUUGUCUUUCUGCUUCUUUCUCGAUUACUGAAAAAAAUUCUUUUUUUUUUCAAAUUAUUUCUCUCGCCAAUCUGAUUCUUCUUUUGUGUAAAGAGGGACCAAAAACCAAAAAAAAAAGCAAACAAAAUACAAUACUAAACAAUAAACUCAUAUGGUCAACGCUAAAACUAUUGCUACACUGACGGGCGCAGUCGCCAAUGGCAACGGGCGCCUUUAACGCAGCUGAUAUCAAGAUCUUGCUCUUGGAAAACAUCAAUGAAACGGCCGUGACAGCAUUUAGAAAGCAAGGUUAUCAGGUGGAGACAUGCAGCAAAGCGCUUGUAGGAGAUGAGUUGAUCCAGAAAAUUCGCUCUGUUCACAUUAUCGGUAUCCGCUCAAAAACCAAGUUAACCAAACAGGUGUUGGAUGAAGCCCAUCAUUUGAUAGCCAUUGGAUGCUUCUGUAUUGGUACCAACCAAGUAGAUCUUCAGACAGCCGCAAAGAAGGGGAUUCCAGUGUUUAAUUCUCCCUUCAGCAAUUCUCGAUCGGUGGCGGAACUGGUGAUUGGGGAGAUCAUUUCGUUGGCACGACAGCUCGGUGACCGUAACAACGAAAUGCACCAAGGCAUAUGGAACAAGGUAUCGAAAGGAUGCUUUGAAAUCCGGGGUAAAGUGCUUGGCAUUGUAGGCUAUGGCCACAUUGGGUCGCAAUUGUCGGUGCUAGCAGAAGCGAUGGGUUUGACGGUGUACUAUUACGAUGUGUUACAACUCAUGCCGCUGGGGCAAGCCAAGCAGCUCGAGACAUUGGAAGAUCUAUUAUCGGUUUCAGAUUUUGUGUCACUUCACGUGCCAGAGCUGGAAGACACCAAAGGCAUGAUGGGCGAACGCGAAAUUUUGCACUGUAUGAAGAAAGGUGCUUAUCUCCUGAAUAAUUCUCGAGGUACUGUCGUCCAGAUACCGGCCCUCGUCAAAGGCCUAAAGACAGGUCACCUUGCCGGUGCAGCCAUUGACGUAUACCCCAAAGAACCGGCAUCCAACGGGCCCCACUUUUCAGACUACCCCGAUCUCCUCGAUUGCCCCAAUUUGAUCCUGACCCCGCACAUAGGCGGGUCCACCGAAGAGGCCCAACGUCUGAUUGGCCAAGAAGUAUCACACACCUUAAUCCGCUACAUCAGCCAAGGCAGCACGCGAGGUGCUGUCAACUUUCCGGAAAUGCACUUGUGUUCCAUUCAAGAACAACCCAAAGACGUGGUGCGCUUACUACAGGUUCAUCCAAACAUUCCAGGUGUAGUCAGGCUUGACAACGGUUCUAUUGGCCAGCAGCAUGAUCAAGCAGAGAAGCAAUGUUCGGCGGACCCUUCAGAAGAAAAGGCGACGGCGAGUCUUAUGGAUAUUACGCAAGUGUCCCAAGAUUCCUUGCAACACUUGUACAACGCUAUCAGUACCUCUCAUGCCAACAUUCAAUCCGGAAUUCUCUAUUAACCCAUUCGCCAUUCAUUCGCAUGUCCCUUUUUUUUAUCCCUUCUCCUCAUCAUUGCUUGUAUGUUCUUUCUCAUAUAAUAAAUCCAACGCAUUAUUUUUUGACAACUUUUAUCUU
Messenger RNA from Radiomyces spectabilis, 1627 nucleotides. RefSeq lists its product as uncharacterized. The record is from RefSeq and is a predicted model, not a curated record. The transcript has 5 exons. NCBI's taxonomy places the organism in Eukaryota, Fungi, Mucoromycota, Mucoromycetes, Mucorales, Radiomycetaceae. The coding region runs from base 250 to 1512 and encodes 420 amino acids. Gene Ontology annotation, molecular function: NAD binding; oxidoreductase activity, acting on the CH-OH group of donors, NAD or NADP as acceptor.